CACUGGACUGUACAGAGAGCGGGUCAGCCGCCGGAAGUCACGUGGCAUCACCAGACCGUCAUGAUCAUUUGCAUGUCGGGACACGAAUAAGGAAGAGAAGAUGAGUGUAACGGGGGGGGCCCGUGAUUGGUCCUUUGGGAUAAUAGUAAUCAGUGCUUGUUUGAUGGGAACUAUACUGCUUAGCAAUUGGUUGUUGGGAUCAGUGGAGAUUGGUGCUUUGGAAUAAUGGUGAUCAGUGAUUGGUUGUUGUAACCUUUGGUGAUUUGGGAUUGGUUGAUGUAAUCAGUGGUGAUUGGUCUUUUGAAAUAAUGGUGACUAGUGAUUGAGAAUAAUGGUGAUUGUUUUUUUUUUAGGAACAAGCAGUGGUGCUUAGGAAUUGGUUCUUAGCUAAACUGGAAAUUAGUGACUGAUUUUUGGAAAUAGUGGUGAUCAGUGAUUGGUUGUUCGGAAUAAUGGAGAUUAAUGACUGAAAUCUUGUGCAAAGCCGGUGGACAUGUACAUCGAAUACGAUCCGGUCAUUAUUCUCAUCGACGCCAUCUUGUGUAAAAUCCAGGCAUUCCGACACAUCCUGUUCAACACCCAGAUCAAUAUCCACUGGAAGCUGUGUAUCUUCUGCCUGAUGUGCGAGGCGUACCUGAGGUGGUCGCGACUCCAGAGUUCGGAGGUCACCGGCGAUCCCGCGGACAUCAUUAGAUACACAAAGGAAUGGGAUUUUUACGGGAUGUUCGCUCUGGCGGCUCUCGAGCUAGGAGUGUAUUGCGCAGGGGUUUUAUCAGCGCUGUGGUUCUUCCAGAAGCUCCACGGCGUCUCUGUGAACACGUCUGACGUGCUGAAGGCUCUGCUGCUGUCCUGCUACGGCAAAGUGCUUCUGAUUCCUGCCGUGAUCUGGGAACACGAUUACUCUCCGCUCUGCUUCACCCUCAUCCGAGUGUUCGUGCUCACAUCUAAUGCACAGGCCGUUAGAGUGAUCCUCAACUGCCGCCGGCGUCUCUCCGUCUUCGCCGUGUGUGUCGGCCUGCUCUCGGAGACAGCCGUGUCUCAGGGAUUACACAAACUCCAGAUGAGUUUUCACACACUCCUGCCGGAGCUCCACAUGUAACCACGAGGAAAUCAGAGAUCUCAUUCGCACCUUUUUUUUCCGAGCUUUUCAUCAUGUCGAGGCGGUGCCUUUCCUCCUCGUAAAAAAACGUGGGACAUUAGACAGACAUCUCAGUGAUGUUUGUGAAGACGCCCUAUUUUUCUUUUUUCCCUUUUACACAUGGUGAGGAAGGAAGUUCCUGAGGGAUCAGGAACUAAUUAGCCCACCACACACACACACACACACUUGUUGUACCGGUGUCAUUUCUGUAUAUUAAAUAAAAAUGGCGUGUUGGAUUGUUUCUUUAGUAUUUCCAUAUUUCUUCAUUCUAACACUGCUUGUUUUAUUACAAUUAAAAGCCAAAUAUAUGUGAA
Messenger RNA from Silurus meridionalis, 1452 nucleotides. It is a transcript of the gene arv1, whose product is annotated as ARV1 homolog, fatty acid homeostasis modulator. Gene Ontology annotation, biological process: regulation of plasma membrane sterol distribution; intracellular sterol transport; sterol metabolic process. Bases 494 to 1099 code for a protein of 201 amino acids. Lineage: Eukaryota; Metazoa; Chordata; Actinopteri; Siluriformes; Siluridae. The record is from RefSeq and is a predicted model, not a curated record. The transcript is spliced from 5 exons. Gene Ontology annotation, cellular component: cortical endoplasmic reticulum; Golgi apparatus.